Pelagomonas calceolata is the source of this 2297-nucleotide messenger RNA. NCBI's taxonomy places the organism in Eukaryota, Pelagophyceae, Pelagomonadales, Pelagomonadaceae. The record is from the annotation of a GenBank genome assembly.
AUGUCCACCGCCGACAGCGACCAGAACUGGCGCCGCGGCAUGCGCGCGCCGCCGGCCCGGCCGCCGCGCGGCGAGAGGCGGCCCCCGAAGCCGCCGCCGCCGCCGCCCAAACCCGUGUACGUGGCGCCGCCCGCGCCCUGGCAGGGCCAGCGCCAGGCGCCCGUCGACUUCCGGAGUCUCGAAGUUGUGUCCAGACGGCCGCCGAGCCCGCCGCAGAGACCGCCGCCACAGAGCCUGCCACCGCAGAGGCCGCCGGCGAACCCGUGGGGCGCGCCUGUGAGACCAGCCGCAUCCCUAGGAGGCGACUUCCCGGCCCUACGACAAGCACCCUUGGUAUUGCGGCCUUCCGUCAUGGAGCCGAAGCCACCACCAUCCAAGAAAGGGUUCCUCAAGCCGAAGCCCCAGCGCAACUUUGUCGUGUUUGACGUCCUGGCGGCCAAGAAGAAGAAGAAGAAGCCUAUCAAGACUCCGCCGAAGCCUAAGGUCGUCAUCCAGAUGCCGCCGCCGCGACUAGCUCCGGGCAAGGUCCGCAAAAAACGUUUGUCCUCACUAAAGAAGCGCAUCUUGCUCGAACGGCAGGAGAAAUAUUAUCAAGCACACCCGGAGAUGCGUCCUGCAGCAUCAGUGAGGGAGGAGGUGCCCUGGGAGGCCUUUUCCGACGCCACUGGCUUGGAGAAGCGAUUUGUCGUAAGGGUCGAGAACGCCUGCACGGCUCCGGAGCUGGAGGACGACGAAGAGCGGGAGGAGAUCCUGCGAGAUGUCGGGGACAUCUGUUCCGCCUAUGCUUCGGUUGUAGCGGUCGAGGUCGGCGACGCUGUGACAGAUGAGUUCGUGCCCAUCGACGUGUCGUUCUCGACGGCCGACGAGGCGCACAAAGCUUUGCAGGGAUUGCAGAAGCGGGUCGUCGGUGGGAUUGCUUUGUCAGCUGAACCUCUACGCCCUCCGGCGCGGGACGCGUCGUGUGUUGUCAGAGUGUAUGACGCGCUCGAUGAAGACGAGUUCGAGGACGAGGACUGCCGCGACGAAGUCCUCGAGGACUUGUCUCGGUUAGCUUGCGUUCAUGGUGCCCUCGCGACACCACCAGAGGUAUUACCAGGAGCCUUAUCGAAGGUUAAUAGGGACGUGCGCCUGACCUUCUCGACGCCGACGCACGCCCUGAAGGCGCAGCGAGCCUUCGCCAAGACUACUAUUGGUGGUUCACAGCUCCAGUGCGACGUCGAGUGCUCUCCGAGAGAUGCGUCGGUCAUCUCAUUGUUAGAAGCUCUAUCUUCCGACGACUUAGCAGAUGAGGACGCGAAGGACGAGGCCCUUGGCGACCUCCGUCGACUCAUCGAGCAGAAGGCGUCGGGCGUGCUCGAGGUGUCCCACCAAGAACACGACGUGUUAAUAAGCUUCCCGUCGGAACGGUUGUGCAAGCUCGCCCAGAGCGCCUUGGCUGGCGUUGUCUUGGGCGGCCAGCUGCUCAAGAUGCGGUUAUUGAACGCUUCAUAUGAGGCAGUAGCGGAUCCGGCGCUCGAGGAAGAUCGAAGAAGAGCCGAGGCGGCCGUGCGCGAGGCUAUUGAAGCGCAGAAGCUGCUCAUCAAAAACAAGCGCGGCGAGGUCGUGCGUCUGCCGCGCAAAUAUGCCGCGGCUAGGGACCUGCCGAAGCCAGCUAGGGACGAGACGUCGCGGGACUACGCGUCGCAUCCCCGAGAUGGUUUAUUAGAUAACGCCUGCGCCGCACUAGUGUCGAAGCUCUUCGAAUUCCAGGAAAGGGCUCGGCUGCGGGAUCCUACCAAGGCGAAGAUGAGGAGACGAGUGGUCUUCGGACUCAGGGAGGUGAGACGGGGCGUGCGCGCUCAGCAAGUGAAGUGCCUCAUCGUGGCGCCCAACGUCAGUGACGGUGAAGAGUUACAGAGGCAGAUCACCGAGAUUUUAGAUGGUGCCGCCGCGGCCAAAAUUCCCGUCGCGUUCGCGCUCGGGAAAAGGAGACUAGGCAAGGCCCUGCGCAAACAAUCGUGUUCAGUACUGGCCAUCUACUCCGACGACGGCGCCGUGGACGAAUAUAGGGCCGUCAUCAAGCGGCUGGACGAGAUACUGUUAGAUCCGUCCAAAGCCAUCCCCCCGGGCGAGCCGCAGCGCGAGAAGAAGAAGAAGAAAGUUUCAACGCCUCCGGUGGAGGUGGCCGAGGCCUCGGCCGUGCGGCUGGCGAUGCCUGUGCCGGCGGCGGCAAAAUUCGGAGCGCUCGCCGCAGAUGCACCAGUCUUCAUUCCCGGGGCGUGGGGCGGGCCGUAGUUUUCUAACAAGUGUGUUGUGUG